AUGGCAGAGACUGACAACUCUCGGGGGAAAAUUGACACGUCUGAUUGUCUGGACAAGAUACUAAUAAAUUAUAAAUCGCAAGAAGAUCAAGAUAUCCCAUGCAAUGAUGUGUUUCAUCAUGACAAAACUUCAGAAGUUAAUAUAGGAAUACAGUUAGAAAAUGAUAUAAACGGAAUUGAAAACAAUUCUGUUCUGUCUGAUUCUAAUACCCCCAACAAUUCGACUCUUGAAAACCUGGACCUGUGUUACAUGCAGAGCUUAGUAUUUGACGAAGUACACGAACAAGGACCUGAGUGUAAACUGAUGACUUGCAUUAAAGAAGAAAAUAAUUCCUCUGUUGAAACUCACCUUGCUAGUGAAUUCCCAUAUGCCGAUGCCACAGUUAACCAUUUCAUUAGGGAAAAUGACCUGCUACAGAUAAACAGCAAUGCCAUUGAUACAGAUAUUGAACAUUAUAAUUGUGUUUUUCCACUUGAAAAUAAAUAUCACUCUAUUCCAAUGACGACAAACAAAAUAAAAAUAGAAUCGGGAGACGGCGAGAAAACAAGUUCUGUUUCUAGCACAGUGGAAUAUGUUGCGAUUAACACAUGUACAGAUGAAGACGAAGACUAUGAGAAUUUUUGUGCCAUGGAUAACCUUGGUUACCACGGUCAUAGUGAUGGACAUACCUUGAACUGUACAAUUCACCAAAAUGCUGUAUCCAAGUAUAAAUGUAUGGAACAUGUUAUCGAAGAUCCGCUUAGUGAUGAUGAAAUUGAGCAUGAGGAUAGCACUUUGAUUUUGGAAACUAAGGAACAGGAAGAUGUUGAAUGCAUCAUGGAAUGUAGUGAAUAUGGGUCAGCUGUGUCAACUAGGUACCAAACAGAAUACAGUAAUACAAUGAAAUCAAGUACAUUAGUUGAUACUGCAGUUGGUAGCACAAAUGUCUUAAAUAUUGGAAAACAAUGUCAGAGUGCAUUUGAUAGCGAUGGAACUAUGUCACUGUUGAUUACUGGGAUGUCAACUGAAUAUGAGUUUAUGUCAAUGAAAGUGAACCAAGAUCAUCUAGUAACCACAAAACAACAGGAGAAAAGGGAGGAGAGGAAGACAAAGAAAAAGAAAAAGACCGAAAGUCAUCUUCAAAACAAAAGCAAUAAUGCCUUUCUCAUGCCUGAAGAACAACUCAACAGUCAUGGUACAUCUGUCGUUCAUUCAAUUGAGUACCUAGAAUUCCUAGAUAAUAUGAAAGAUAUACCUGAACUGAAUUCGUCUAAUGACGUAGCAGAAAUUAUAUCACCAGAACUACCUGAACCUCAAAUGCUUUCUGAAAAACAGAACGAUGCAAAUGAAAGCAGACAUGACAAUCAAAACAACAACACCAUCAUGGACUCUGAGCGCGAUUCAUGCAUUUCUCCCAAGGGAUAUGUUACAGGGAUUACUGAUACAAGGGCAAGUGAACACAACAAUCUGAAAAACAACAGCGCUGAUACUGGAGACGAUAUUUGCCAAAUAACACCUGGCAUUUCUUCCCAAGUAAAUAGUGGAUAUGUCAAGAUGGAAUUAAAUGAUGUCUAUAAGACAUCUUCUGUAGUGCCAAUCCUGGAUGAUUGCAUUCAUACACUGAGUGAUAAAAAAACACAAGAUUAUUUUAGUGAAGGAUGUGCAAGUGAAGAAGAAGGUGCUCAUGCCUCUUGCCUGACUACAUGUAGCACUUUCAGUGAGGUCCCAGACGGUGAUUGUGUUUCUUCAAGGUGGCAGGAACACCAUACCAUGGGUUUGUCUGUUAAUGAUAACAUAUUGUUUACACAGAUCACUAGUGAAAACUGGGCAAACAAUUGCCUAGAUAAUCUGGAAAAUAAACCAAAACUGGAUUUGUCAAAUAGCACUGGAGUAAAUGGUUCACAUGAUCUAGCUCCAGUUCUUUAUGAAGAAGAAAAUAAUGCAAAUACAAAUAGACUUGAAAGUAACAAUGGCAAUAUAAACAACCCUCAGUUAGUCAAAUAUAGUGAAGAUGCAGGAGUCCAUUUAAAUAAAGACCAAACAUCAAAUAAUGAAAAGAAUAAAACAGGGAAGAAGAAGACGAAACAAAUCAACAGUGGAAAUAUUGGUGUAGAUAUUGCUGAUGAAAUUACAAUUGUACAAAUGAAUGAACCACUAAAGCUGUUAGAAUUACUAAAAGCAGACAGCAUUUCAUCUGAACCUGACAAAAAGAUAAGUAAAGGAGGCCUCCAGGAUCAACAUGACUUAGCUGUUACAUCCAUUACUUCAAAUCAAGACAAAUUGUUGGUAACCAAAGAUAAUAAAGAAAAAACAACCACAACAAUUCAGAAGCAGAGGCAAGGCGAACAAAUAAUAAGUAAACAGAAGACAAAAAGGAGAAGUGAACAGAAAAAUAAAUGUGAUGGACCCACUGGUCCGAAAAAAGAAGUGCAGAUAGGACAGAAUGAGAAGAAAAAGAAGAAAGCAAAGUCAGUUGUCAGCCAGGUUAAUGAUAUAACACAAUCAACACAGAGUAAAAUGAAACUUUUAAACACGGGUGGGACAAAUCAACAUGAUGCUACCAAAGAUAAUAAAGAAAAAACAACCACAACAAUUCAGAAGCAAGGCGAACAAAUAAUAAGUACUCAGGAGACAAAAAAGAAAAGUGAACAGAAAAAUAAAUGUGAUGGACACACUGGUCCGAAAACAGAAGUGAAGAUGGGACAGAAUGAGACGAAAAAGAAAAAGAAGAAAGCAAAGUCAGUUGUCAGCCAGGUUAAUGAUAUUACACAAUCAACGCAGAGUAAAAUGAAACUUUUAAACACGAGUGGGACAAAUCAACAUGAUGCUAUCAAAAAUAAUAAAGAAAAUACAACCACAACAAUUCAGAAGCAAGGCGAACAAAUAAUAAGUAAACAGGAGACAAAAAAGAAAAGUGAACAGAAAAAUAAAUGUGAUGGACCCACUGGUCUGAAAACAGAAGUGCAGAUGGGACAGAAUGAGACGAAAAAGAAAAAGAAGAAAGCAAAAUCAGUUGUCAGCCUUGUUAAUGAUAUUACACAAUCAACACAGGUUAUUUCUAUUUUCUACAGUUUCUAUAAUAUUCAUAUUGCCAUUGAUUUUGAUAAGAUGAUUGGGUUUUUGAAGGGUCUUAAUGAGAUUGUACCCGCGUCUACCUCUGGGCACUGCGUUACUAUUCGUCGACUGUCUACAUCAUCGUACAAGGCAAAAGAAAUAACAGAUGUCAGUGACCUUUCAACUAAGUGGCGUUGGCACUGGAAAGACAAAAACAAUAUAUGGAAACAAUUCGGUUUUAGCGAGCUACCGGGUAAAGCAAAUAGUGAUGACAUUGAGUCUGCUCUAUUAGAAGAAGAAAAAGAGUAUAAGUUUGCAUCUGGUCGAUCUCAGUAUGUGUUAGACUUCACUACAAUGCAAUUAAAAAGCACAAAUGAGCAGACAACAAUGGACGUGAGAAGACGACCACAAUUUGUUGGAAGGAGCGCUGUUUACAGAGCUCUGACUUCACAUCCAGUAUUUUUCAAAAAAAGAAGCGAUAGCUUCAUAGCACCAACUGUAUGGGAUGUGGUACCUACUGGCAAAGAUUUUAUUAGAAGAAGAUUGAGUACUCAAUCGGCUGAAUUUACAUCCGUGAAACAGCUAUUCAGAAACACCAUUCCACCAUCAACAGCAGCAAUUAUAAGAAUAGAACGGGUACAAAAUGUUGAACUUUGGGAACAUUAUCAAGGAAUGAAAAAACAUAUGGAGCGUAAACGACCAGGCUGCGAAAUGGAGAAACAGUUAUUCCAUGGGACUGAGAUGGAAUCCAUUCAACACAUUUGCAAACAUAAUUUCGAUUUUAGGGUAUCUGGAAAAAAUGGAACACUCUUUGGACAAGGAACAUAUUUUGCCAAGAAGGCAAGUUUUAGUGAUAAAUAUAGCGUUACAGAUAAAUCUGGUUAUCAAUUCAUGUUUUUGGCUAAGGUAUUAGUAGGUCGUUCAGCUAAAGGAGAUCCAUCAUAUAAAAGGCCACCAGAGAUAGAAAAUUCGAAAGGUGAUUUGUAUGAUUCGUGUGUAAAUAGUCUAAAUAAGCCAUCCAGGUUUGUCAUAUUCGAUCGUUAUCAGUGUUACCCAGAAUAUCUAAUAACAUAUACGAAAGUGAGUUGUGAGAAAAAUGAUGUGAAAGUUGAUGACGGCAACUUGAUGUGCUCACCAGGACUAUCAAAUGCUGGUACCAAAAGCAAAUCACCACAGACAGGUCCUCAACAUCCCAUCAGUAGUGACUGUCCACCGCAACAGUCUAGCAUUGUCUGUGAUAUUUCAGACCAGCGCCACCAUAUUCAGAUGCAACACCAGACAAGAGCAGGUGAACCACAGCAUUCAUCCUCUGGUUCUGUUAUAUUAAUUACGAGUACAUCACAUCAAUGCGGCACUGAGUAUGAUCCAUCAAUCGUAAGUCAACAACAGUCGCCCAGUACUGAUAACCUAACUGCAAGUCAGUCGAUUCAGUCCUGUACAGAUGAAACGUCACUAUGUGUAAAUGAUUCAAGACAGUCUCAUGGAUCUAUAACUAUACAUAGUUUACCACGUGGAGAUAAUCCAAAACAAUCUCACACCAAUGAGCGUGCGUCUCCAUGCAGUGUCAUGUAG
This is a messenger RNA of Saccoglossus kowalevskii, 4605 nucleotides long. RefSeq lists its product as uncharacterized. Gene Ontology annotation, molecular function: NAD+ poly-ADP-ribosyltransferase activity. The record is from RefSeq and is a predicted model, not a curated record. Lineage: Eukaryota; Metazoa; Hemichordata; Enteropneusta; Harrimaniidae. Gene Ontology annotation, cellular component: nucleus.